Messenger RNA from Aspergillus thermomutatus, 2046 nucleotides. RefSeq lists its product as uncharacterized. The record is from RefSeq and is a predicted model, not a curated record. Gene Ontology annotation, biological process: DNA-templated transcription; regulation of DNA-templated transcription. NCBI's taxonomy places the organism in Eukaryota, Fungi, Ascomycota, Eurotiomycetes, Eurotiales, Aspergillaceae. The transcript has 4 exons. Bases 1 to 2046 code for a protein of 681 amino acids. Gene Ontology annotation, molecular function: DNA binding; DNA-binding transcription factor activity, RNA polymerase II-specific; zinc ion binding.
AUGCCGCGCCGUGUCGUUGCGUCGGGACGGUCUUGUCUCGAAUGCCGCCGCCGUAAGAUCAGAUGUGACCGAUCCCUGCCAUGCGCAUAUUGCAUCCGCACACGCAUAGAGUGCACAUAUCCACCACCGAGACCAGCGGACAGAGAUGCCGCAUCUGCCAACCGCGCCCUGUUGGCUCGUGUGGAAAGACUGGAGGGCGUCAUACAGUCCCUGCAAUCCGAUCUGUCGCAAUUCCGGCAUCGUCUGCCCGUCAGUCCCCUGUUGUCCAACACCGGCCAGGAAGAGGAAGGCCAUCACGUUGGCUCUGCAGUCGAACAUGACCUGCGCUGCUCCAGCCCAGCAUCCAAUCCUUCACGAUCCCUCGAUGGGCGGUUGGGGCAUUCUUUCCCCUUCCACCUGGGUCCCUCACCACCACUGGGGCCACUUCACCCGUCUCCCUCUGUGAUAUCGACCAUCUGGCAGACAUACCUGGACGUGGUAGACCCGGUUCUCAAGAUAUUUCAUGUCCCGACUGUGCAACGACAGGUCCUAAGUCUCAUUCGCGGUCAACCAAUCCUCGACGCCCCCACAGAAUGCUUGAUGUUUGCAAUCUAUUACUCUACCUUCGUGGCCAUGUCGGCGGCAGAGUGCCAAAGAGAAUUUCACGAGGACCGGACAUUGUUACUGAGCCGGUAUCGGACAGGAGUCGAGCAUUCUCUUCUGAAGGCGAAUUUCCUGAAUUCGGUGGACAUGACGGUCCUACAAGCAUUCGCCCUCUAUCUGAUCUGUGGCAGACGUGAUGAGAAUGGGCCCGACGUUUGCGCCCUCGUCGGAGUUGCCAUUGGGACCGCUAUGAGAAUUGGUCUUCAUACUGAUGGAGCGGCUAUGGGUCUCGCUCCGUUCGAGGUGGAAAUGCGACGCCGGCUCUGGUGGCAGAUUUGCACGCUGGACGUCCGCAUUGCCGAGGACCAUGGCCUAGAGCCUAGUAUUAUGGAGUCUGCGUUCACCACUGAGCUUCCCUCCAACAUCAACGACGCCAACCUGGAUCCGAACAUGAGUGAGCUCCCGCGGGCUCAACCGGGACGGAUGGAGAUGCUGUUCAGUCUUGCUCGGUUUGAAGUAAGCCGCUUUGCACGGAGGGUGGUAUUUUCGGAUAAGUUUUGUAGCUGCAACUCGUACCCCAUCUUGAGCGAGGUGCAGAAGUGCAAGGCAAUCGACCAGUUCAAAGGGCACUUAGAGAAACAGUACUUGUCAUACUGCGACAAAGGAGUACCACUGGACUAUGUCACCACCGCCAUCAAUCGUCUCAUCCUCAUCAAGUUGAAGUUGGCCGUAUGCAAGCCACGAAGGGAUCGGAACCCGGAAAUGCCUGUGCGGACCAACUACCGGAAGGUCUGCGAGGACGUCCUCCAUCACGCGUCCAUAUUGCGACAGUAUGAGAAAGGGACUCGAUGGUUGUGGCUGUUUCAAACCUAUGUCGAAUGGGAUGCCUUGGCCUAUCUUCUGCUGGAGCUCUGUCUCGCACCCUCAUGGGGCCUAUCGGGUACCGCGUGGAAGGCGGCAGACGAGGUCUAUCACCACUGGAACAAUGACCCGGACAUCCACCGUGAUCGUCGCUGGCGGCAUAUUGAAGAACUUCGAGCGCAAGCAUUGACUGUUCGGGAGCGGAUGCAGGCGACUCCUGGCGCGCACAUGGCGACGUCACCCAAAUCUACCAACAGCCCUGAGCAGUCUGACCUCGAUACCGCCGUGGUGCUCGAUGAUCCAGUACACAACGAUGGUAUUCAACAUUCACCCAACUCAAGGGAAAGCAACGAGGAAUACUCGCCCUUUGUGUCAGCAACCCCCAGAAAAUUCAAUCCAACCACUGGACAGGCGUCUCCCAUGUGGGCGCUUGCCAGUGUAGCCACUGCGACCACUGCAGCCCCCUUGGCUCCUAAUGCUAUCCCCUCGAGCGGUGCCGAGUUACCAGGCGGAGGCACUGCCUGUGAGUGGAGUGCCGCGCUUUUCCAGCAGUAUUGGCAGGUAGCAGAGCCAGGACAGGGCAAUUCCGGAUGGUGGCUUUAG